AUGGGCCUAGCUUCAUCCCAACGGCCAACCAAAAGCUCAACUGGAUCAUAUCCUUAUAAACGGAAAAUGGUUAAGCUCAAUUCGAAAUGUGCGCGCAUACAAGACAAUCGAAUUAAACUCAGAUCAUCGGAUUGUGAGCGCCUAAAACGAACAAACAAGAAGAGCUGGGUCUCAAAUGGAACCAUCGAAGUACUGAAUCAACGAAAUGAAGCCAAAAAGCUAUUCAAACAAAACCCAACUCAACAAAGAGCUGAACAUUUUCUACCAAAGCGACAGAAUUCAAUUUUUAGAAGACAAACUUGA
Adineta ricciae is the source of this 303-nucleotide messenger RNA. The record is from the annotation of a GenBank genome assembly. Lineage: Eukaryota; Metazoa; Rotifera; Eurotatoria; Adinetida; Adinetidae.